Molecule: messenger RNA, 747 nt
Organism: Trametes versicolor FP-101664 SS1
Lineage: Eukaryota; Fungi; Basidiomycota; Agaricomycetes; Polyporales; Polyporaceae
Product: HET-domain-containing protein
Exons: 2
Source: RefSeq, a predicted model, not a curated record
AUGUGGCUGCUAAACACGUCUACGUAUCAGAUCGUCUUCGUACAACACCCCUCCGAAGUCCAUUACGCGGUUCUGUCCCACGUCUGGGGCGACGGAGAGCAGACUUUCCAGGUCAACUCUGAUAGAUGCCUCCUCGAUGCCAUUCGCGCCCAGCUAAGCCCUAAGAUCAGACAUUGCUGCGACUACGCUCGCGCCCACGGCCAUACGUAUAUCUGGAUCGACACAUGCUGCAUCGACAAGACCAGCAGCGCGGAGCUCUCUGAAGCAAUCAACUCCAUGUUCGCCUGGUACUCGGGGGCCGACGUCUGCUACGUCUUCCUCUCCGACGUCUCUGCUAGUGACAGCCCUAUGGAGGAAUAUUCGUCCUUCCGCCGCAGCAUGUGGUUCAAGCGCGGGUGGACCUUGCAGGAGCUCAUCGUCCCGUCGCGGAAUGUGUUCCUCUCCAAGGACUGGCGGAUGAUAGGCACGAAGGCGAGCCUCGCGAGUAUCAUCAAGGACGUCACCGGAAUCGGCACAGACAUCCUCCUCCAUAGGCGGCAGCUGCACACCGUAAGCGUCGCUGAACGGAUGGCCUGGGCGGCAGAACGCGAGACGACUCGUGUCGAGGACGAGGCGUACUGCCUCAUGGGAAUCUUCGGGGUCCGUCUUCCUGUGAUAUACGGCGAAGGCUCGCAGGCGUUCGUACGGCUUCAAGAGGAGAUCAUGAGGCGCAUACCCGACCAGUCCCUAUUCCUGUGGGGCAUCGAG